Nelumbo nucifera (sacred lotus) is the source of this 1785-nucleotide messenger RNA. RefSeq names its product carbamoyl phosphate synthetase A (gene CARA). Gene Ontology annotation, biological process: 'de novo' pyrimidine nucleobase biosynthetic process; L-glutamine metabolic process; L-arginine biosynthetic process. The record is from RefSeq and is a predicted model, not a curated record. Gene Ontology annotation, cellular component: carbamoyl-phosphate synthase complex; cytoplasm. Lineage: Eukaryota; Viridiplantae; Streptophyta; Magnoliopsida; Proteales; Nelumbonaceae. Gene Ontology annotation, molecular function: carbamoyl-phosphate synthase (glutamine-hydrolyzing) activity.
CAUUUUAUGAUUUUAUCGUUUCAAGAAGGAAUAAAAAAUUUGAAGUCAGGUUUCAGCGGAUAUGCGGUAACUGUUCCUUAAACCUAGGGUUUGAAUUGUUUUGGUAGAAGAGAGGGUUUGCUUGAUAUUUCGUUCGGGAGUGUGAGAGAGAGAGAUGGCCAUCUAUGCCAUGAAUUUUGUAGCGAGGAAUCCAUUUCGUUGCUCUCCUGAGACAUCCCUAAAUCCUGUAAAAGCUCGGUUUUUUGCUGUUAGUUGCUCCGUUUCUGUCUCACCCGAUGGUGCUGCUGUUGGCUUGGGGGAAAGACCAUGGAAGGUAGCAGAUGCGAGACUUGUACUUGAAGAUGGUUCCAUAUGGAGAGCGAAGUCAUUUGGUGCUUCAGGAACCCAAGUUGGGGAGGUGGUUUUCAAUACAUCUCUGACAGGGUAUCAAGAAAUCCUUACGGACCCUAGUUAUUCUGGCCAGUUUGUCUUGAUGACAAACCCACACAUUGGGAAUACUGGUGUUAAUUUUGAUGAUGAAGAAUCAACACAAUGCUUCCUCGCUGGUUUAGUGAUUAGAAGUUUAAGUAUCAGUACCUCAAAUUGGCGAUGCAAGGAAAACCUUGGUAAUUACUUGGCACAAAGGAACAUCAUGGGAAUCUAUGAUGUGGAUACUAGAGCAAUUACACGAAGAUUAAGAGAAGAUGGAAGUCUUAUAGGUGUUCUCAGCACUGAAGAAUCCAAAACCGAUGAGGAACUGUUGGAACUGUCCCGCACAUGGGAUAUUGUUGGUGUUGAUUUGAUUAGUGGUGUCUCCUGCAAGGCCCCAUAUAAAUGGGUUAAUAAAACAGAUUCGAACUGGGAAUUCAAGAAUAAUGCUGGAAAUGGAGAAAAUUUUCAUGUUGUUGCUUACGAUUUUGGGAUCAAGCACAACAUACUAAGGCGCUUGGCAUCUUACGGAUGUGAAAUAACAGUUGUCCCUUCAACAUGGCCAGCUUCAAAGACACUAGAGAUGAAUCCAGAUGGAGUUCUUUUUAGCAAUGGCCCAGGAGAUCCAUCUGCCGUUCCUUAUGCUGUUGAAACAGUGAAGGAAAUUCUGGGAAAGGUUCCUGUUUAUGGAAUCUGCAUGGGUCACCAAUUGCUUGGGCAGGCAUUAGGUGGUAAAACCUUCAAAAUGAAGUUUGGCCAUCAUGGAGGAAACCACCCAGUUCGCAACCUUAGAAAUGGCUCUGUCGAGAUAAGUUCCCAGAACCAUAAUUAUGCAGUUGACCCUGCAUCUCUUCCAGAGGGUGUUGAAGUGACUCAUAUCAACCUGAAUGAUGGAAGUUGUGCUGGUCUUGCUUUCCCUGCUUUAAAUAUUAUGUCUCUGCAGUAUCACCCAGAAGCAUCUCCUGGACCUCAUGAUUCAGAUCCUGCUUUUGGUGAAUUCAUACAGUUGAUGAAGCAAGCAAAACAGAAAGCAUAAAGCAAAGGAAUAAAAUUAUCGAGUACUGCAACCGCCUGGCACAGAAGAUGGCGGUGGUUGUAAUUCUGGAAGAAGGAUUAAUAAGAAAAAGAAAAAAAAGACUUUUCCAUUUGUCCUGUGUCAUCAGUCUGAGAAUGAUGAUGAUAUCUUCUGGGAUUUUGUAUGCCAGUGUAGAGUACUGGGAGAGAGAAUAUUUAAAUAAAUAUCCUCACCCUACGCUAUUAAUUUUUAAUUUAAGAGUGUCAUUUUACUUUUUGCUGUAUGCCCUUGCCUUAGGCAUAGCGUUCUAUUGCUUUUAAACCUUUGCCUGAAAUUGCAUUGGUUAGAUCCCUGGACAUUGA